Molecule: messenger RNA, 1625 nt
Organism: Pan troglodytes (chimpanzee)
Lineage: Eukaryota; Metazoa; Chordata; Mammalia; Primates; Hominidae
Gene: PHLDA3
Product: pleckstrin homology like domain family A member 3
Exons: 2
Coding region: 495-878 (127 amino acids)
Biological process (GO): intrinsic apoptotic signaling pathway in response to DNA damage by p53 class mediator; positive regulation of apoptotic process; negative regulation of phosphatidylinositol 3-kinase/protein kinase B signal transduction
Cellular component (GO): plasma membrane
Molecular function (GO): phosphatidylinositol phosphate binding
Source: RefSeq, a predicted model, not a curated record
GGCCCCGCCCCCGGGGCCCUGCCGGAGCUGGUGCGCGGCGCGGAGGGGAGGGCCGGCCAGGGUAGGAAUGCGCUGCGGGCGGGCGGCGCAGGAGGCGAGCGGCGGAACAUGUAAGGGCACAUCCCGCGAGCUGCCGCCCAGCGCGCAGACAGAGCCCAGGGGAGCAAGAGAACGGGCGGGCGGCGGGGCUCACGGGCUAGGGAGGCGCGGAGGCAUCUGGCAGAGGCGGGUCGGGCUGGGCCAGCUGGGGUAGAGCGGAGGAGCGGGUGCCGGCUGAAGCGGGGCGGUGGGCGCGGAGCGCGCUGGGGGCACCGACACCACCUCACCGGCAGCCGGGUGCUGAGGGCCGCGGUGUGGGUGCGCGGAGCAGUCAGGGCGCAGGUGGGCAGCGCGCACGGCCUGCCAGCCCGGGGCGCCAGAAUCCUGCGCUGCGGGGCCGAGAGGGGCGCCGCGCCCGCCGCAGCCUGGAGCUUUCCGCGAACCUCGGGGCGCCCAUGACGGCGGCGGCGACGGCUACCGUGCUCAAGGAGGGCGUGCUGGAGAAGCGCAGCGGCGGGCUGCUGCAGCUGUGGAAGCGGAAGCGCUGCGUCCUCACCGAACGCGGGCUGCAGCUCUUCGAGGCCAAGGGCACGGGCGGCCGGCCCAAGGAGCUCAGCUUCGCCCGCAUCAAGGCCGUGGAGUGCGUGGAGAGCACCGGGCGCCACAUCUACUUCACGCUGGUGACCGAAGGGGGCGGCGAGAUCGACUUCCGCUGCCCCCUGGAAGAUCCCGGCUGGAACGCCCAGAUCACCCUAGGCCUGGUCAAGUUCAAGAACCAGCAGGCCAUCCAGACAGUGCGGGCCCGGCAGAGCCUCGGGACCGGGACCCUCGUGUCCUAAACCACCGGGCGCACCAUCUUUCCUUCAUGCUACCCACCACCUCAGUGCUGAGGUCAAGGCAGUUUCGUUGUUCCCUCUGGCUUGUGGGGGCACGGCUGUGCUCCAUGUGGCAAGGUGGAAGGCAUGGACGUGUGGAGGAGGCGCUGGAGCUGAAGGAAUGGACGGGCCCUGGGAGGAGGGCAGAAGGCUACGCAGGGCUGAGGAUGAAGAUGCAGCCCCUGGAUGGUCCCAGACUCUCAGGACAUGCCCAGCUCAGGGGCUUCGAGCCACAGGCCUGGCCUCAUAUGGCAUGAGGGGGAGCUGGCAUCGGAGCCCCCUCCCUGCUGUGGUCCUGCCCUCUGUCCUGCAGACUGCUCUUAGCCCCCUGGCUUUGUGCCAGGCCUGGAGGAGGGCAGUCCCCCAUGGGGUGCCGAGCCAACGCCUCAGGAAUCAGGAGGCCAGCCUGGUACCAAAAGGAGUACCCAGGGCCUGGUACCCAGGCCCACUCCAGAAUGGCCUCUGGACUCACCUUGAGAAGGGGGAGCUGCUGGGCCUAAAGCCCACUCCUGGGGGUCUCCUGCUGCUUAGGUCCUUUUGGGACCCCCACCCAUCCAGGCCCUUUCUUUGUACACUUCUUCCCCCACCUCUACGCAUCUUACCCCCACUGCGGUGUUCGGCCUGGAGGUGGUGGGGGUGAGGGGGGGUUUGGCCAUUAGCAUUUCAUGUCUUUCCCCAAAUGAAGAUGCCCUGCAAAGGGCAGUAACCACA